AUGGCCUCGAUUCAUUUCUUGAUUGCAGUCACCAUUGUUGCAGCAGUUGUUGCUCCAACUCUUGCAAAAGAAUUUAUGGUUGGAGAUGAGAAGGGUUGGACAAACAAUUUUGAUUACCAAGCCUGGGCUGCAGGGAAAGAAUUCCAUGUCGGGGACAAACUCAUUUUUAAAUACCCACAGGGAGUACACAAUGUUUAUAAGGUGGAUGGAACUGCCUUCCAAUUGUGUGAACCCCCAGCUACCAUUGAGCCUCUAACUACUGGAAAUGAUGUGAUUACCCUUAGCACACCAGGGAGAAAAUGGUACCUCUGCGGCGUUGGCAGCCAUUGUGUGUCUGGAAACCAGAAGCUCGCCAUAACUGUUUUACCUCAGGUGGGAAUGGGAACUCUGGCUCCUGCAACUGCUCCUACCACGCCCACUUCAGCAGCCAGUGGAAUCGUUCCAUCUCGAUAUUUUGGGUUGAUCGUCACUGCAUUUGGUGUGAUCAGGAUGAUCAAGUUCUAAGGGUUGGACUAGAUUUUACAUAGUCG
Messenger RNA from Ilex paraguariensis (yerba mate), 530 nucleotides. The record is from the annotation of a GenBank genome assembly. Lineage: Eukaryota; Viridiplantae; Streptophyta; Magnoliopsida; Aquifoliales; Aquifoliaceae.